Salarias fasciatus (jewelled blenny) is the source of this 7377-nucleotide messenger RNA. It is a transcript of the gene pcnx1, whose product is annotated as pecanex 1. NCBI's taxonomy places the organism in Eukaryota, Metazoa, Chordata, Actinopteri, Blenniiformes, Blenniidae. The coding region runs from base 246 to 7223 and encodes 2325 amino acids. The record is from RefSeq and is a predicted model, not a curated record. The transcript is spliced from 36 exons. Gene Ontology annotation, cellular component: membrane.
CGUGACCGUGACCAGCAGCCAGGAAGAAGACGCGCCUCGCAGGGCGUGGUGUGAUCCAGGGAGGCCCGGACUGGAGCUCGGCUGCCCGGCCGCCGCCGCCGCUGCUGCUGGCUGCCUGGCUAGCUGCUCAGAAGAUGGCUGCACUGGGGAUUUUCAGGCCACCGUCUGGAAGCACGCAGCCGUGUGAGAUGCUCGGCCGCGACUAGCCGCCAGCCCCCGGUGGUUCCGUCGGUGAGAAGCGGGCCAUGGGGUCCCAGACCCUGCAGAUCCUCCGACAGGGGGUCUGGGCUUCGGUCACAGGCGGAUGGUACUACGACCCCGACCAGAACACGUUCGUCAACGCGCUGCACCUCUACAUCUGGCUCUUUCUGCUAUGCUUCCCCUUCACGCUGUACAUGGCCCUGCCGCCAACCAUGGUGAUCGUGGGAAUCUACUGUGGUGUGAUCGCUGCCAUGUUCCUGCUGCUGAAGACGGUGAAUUACCGCCUCCACCACGCCCUGGAUGAGGGGGAGGUGGUGGAGCACCAGGCCAAGGAGAGUCAGGGGAGCAAAGGUGGCACGGAGGGGGCAAAUGACGCAGGCGGCACCCGCCGGCAGGACAGCAACGGCCCGGGGGACCCUGGUGGGGGCAUCGAGAUGGCAGACUUCAUCCGACAAGAGACUCCGCCAGUGGACUGCAGCUCCAGGAACUCCUACAUCGGGAUGGAGCUAAACCAGCAGACACACGGAAGAGCAACAGUUGCCAAAGGAGACGUGGGAAAGACCUCAGAUGACAUCAGUUUGACCCUCAUCGAGAGCUGCAGCCACGAUCAUGAUCUGCUCUCCGACACGAAGAUGUACUGCCUUGUUCCCAACGACUCCUUCGCCUCCUUGCAGCCAUCAACCUCCUUGUGUCCUUCGGAGCUGUCCCGGGAGGCUGCUGAUCUCUGUAACUCUGCUGCUUAUCACUUCAGCCUGUCGCACUCGUCCUGCGACGCGGAGGCGAGCGCUCACGCCUCCCUGCAGUCCCAGGCCUACAGGAAGGAGCUCCGGUCCCGAGGCCUGCCCAGGACCUCCAGCUCGGCCGGCUCCGCGUUCCCUGACCCCUGCCUGCCGGACUUUGCUCUUUAUCCUCCGCCCAGGAGAGGCGGCCUCGACCCCGUGUGUGAACUGGAGACGGCCAGGUCGCUCAGGGCGGGGGCGUCCGACAAAGACGGGGCGGAGCGGCUGUACCAUCAGGACCCGGCCGUGCCCUCCACCUCCGGGCUGGAGUGUUACCGGCACAAAGAGCCGCGCAGAGUGGCCCGCUCGGCCUCCAGGGAGGCGGGGGAGGGCAGCUCGGGACUGUACCAGGUGGAGGCGGGCGGCAGCGGGAAAGGGGCUGGCGGGGGGAGGAAGUCCCACCGAGGGGAGCGGAGCGCCGACAGCCUGAGGAGUUUGAGCACGCGCAGCAGCGGCUCCACCGAGAGCUACUGCAGCGGCACGGACAGAGACACCAACAGCACUGUGAGCAGCUUCCACAGCGAACAGACCAGCUCCACGCACGUGGAGAGCCUGCUCUCACUUUCGGGGGACGAGCGCACGCGGGACAGAGGCGAGGCGGCCCCCGCGCCUGCGGACGGGCGGACUCCCAGCCUGGGCAGCGUCAGCUCCCGAGGGCUCGGCAGCCUUCCCCCCAGGGAGGCCAAUAAAAACCCUCACGCCAACGAGCUGACCGCUAAACAGGCUGCUGACGCCACGUCCCCUGCAAACCAAGAGCCGGCGGAGGCGGGCAGGUGCCCGGACGAGCCCGGCGUCCGGACCAACGCCGACGGCUCCACGGGCGCCGCCGCCGAGCAGGAGCCGGCGAAAGACGACGCGCUACCAAAGUCGGCUAACAACGUUCAGAGGACUUCCUCUCUGUCGGCGGGACGCAGCGGACGGCGGCGGACUGGCAAGAAACGGGCGAGCAGCUUCGACGCCAGCCGUCACCGGGACUACGUGUCCCUGCGCGGUAUGGCCAAGCCUUGCAGCGCCGUCUUCACCGGGGGCGGAGAGGACGACUCCAGUGAUCAGAGUGAACUCAGCUGUGCCUCCAGUCUCCACUCCACCCACCAUCUCAGCACCGACAGCUCAUCCAGCACCUCCCGCUCCUGCCACUCGCCGGAGGGCAACUUCAGGGCCCUGAAAGCCAAGCACGCCGCGGCCAACGCGCCCUCCUCCUCCUCCUCCUCCACAGCCAAAGCUGAGGCGGGACUUCGGAGCGGAGGGAAGCGCCGCACCUCCCGCCGCACCCCCAGCACGGGCAGCGCCAAAACGCACGCCCGGGUGUUGAGCUUGGACAGCGGGACGGCCGCCUGCCUUAAUGAUCCCAGCCGCCUGGGAGCCCCAGCUGGGCCUCGGCCCCUGACCACCUCCAAGUCGGACUUGGAAGCCAAAGAGGGGGAAGUCCUGGACGCGGCGUCCCUGCUGGGCCGGGCCUCCCAGCUGGAGUCAGUCACCCGCUCCAGAAACAGUUUGCCCAACCAGGCAGCUUUCUCUGAGCCUCAGGAUGCCGCCGCUGCUUCCCUGCGGGCCCCGGGAAAUGAGGAGACGGUCAUAUUUCGCCGUGAACGUAGCACAUUUCGUCGGCAGGCAGUGCGACGGCGACACAACGCAGGGAGUAACCCCACCCCACCCACCUCCCUCAUUGGAUCUCCUCUCAGUCUUCAGGAGGCUCUCAGCCAGGCCUCCCAGCCUUCCGCCUCCCAGACGAAAAGUCAGCCAUCCAGAACCCCGUCCCAGGUGACGGUGCUGAGCGCGAGCGCCUCCCUGCUGGCCAGGAAUGGAAGCACGCACCUGGAGGGUUCUCAGGACAAGGCUUCGACCGUUGGCGCCACCAGCUUGCAGGAUGACUUCGGAAAGCUCACUCCCUCCUUGUACGAGGGUGGAGGGUGUGACAUGUCCCUGGUCAACUUCGAACCUGCGACCAGACGAGCCUCCAACAACAUAUGGGACACCGACUCCCACCUCUCCAGUUCUACCUCAGUUCGCUUUUACCCUCAUGACCUGAUCCGUCUGAACCGUCUGCUGACGAUGGACCCGGAGCUGCUGGAGCAGCAGGACGGAGACCUGAGCCCGGAGCUGCAGGACGCCCCGCUGGGGCACGAGGACGCCGCCGCCUCCGCCGCCGCCGCCGGCAAAGCCAAGCAAUACUACCGCCUGUGGCUUCUCCCCUACCUGUGGGUGGGCCUGCACUUCGACCGGCUCACCCUGCUGGCUCUGUUCGACAGGAACCGGGAGGUUUUGGAGAACGUGCUGGCCGUGGCGCUGGCCGUCCUGGUGGCCUUCCUGGGCUCGGUGCUGCUGGUCCACGGCUUCUUCACCGACAUCUGGGUCUUUCAGUUCUGCCUCGUCAUCGCAAGUUGCCAGUACUCCCUGCUGAAGAGCGUCCAGCCAGACUCCUCCUCGCCUCGACAUGGCCAUAACCGCAUCAUCGCGUACAGCCGGCCGGUCUACUUCUGCCUGUGCUGCGGCCUGAUUUGGCUGCUCCACUAUGGCAGCCUGCGGAGCGCUUCAUCGCGCUUCACCCUGUACGGCGUGGCGCUCACCAGCUCCCUGGUGCUCACCUCUGCCAGGGACCUCGUCAUCGUCUUCACUCUGUGUUUUCCCAUCAUCUUCUUCGUGGGGCUGCUGCCGCAGGUCAACACCUUCGUCAUGUACCUCUUCGAGCAGCUGGACAUCCACGUGUUCGGGGGCAACGCCUCCACGAGCCUCCUGUCGGCGCUGUACAGCGUCCUGCGCAGCGUCGUCACCGUCGCGCUGCUCUACGGCUUCUGCUACGGCGCUCUGAAGGAGACCUGGGAGCCUCACCACAUCCCGGUGCUGUUCUCGGUCUUCUGUGGCCUCCUGGUGGCAGUGUCUUACCACCUCAGCCGGCAGAGCAGCGAUCCGUCCGUGCUGCUCUCGCUGAUCCAGUCGAAGCUCUUACCAAACGUCAGAGACAAGAAUCCAGAGGACCCGCUGUCUGAGGUGCAGGACCCGCUGCCGGAGAAGCUCAGGGCGUCGGUGAACGAGCGUCUGCAGUCGGACCUGAUCGUGUGUGUGGUCAUCGCUGUCCUUUACUUCGCCAUCCACGUCAGCACGGUGUUCAUCGCUCUACAGCCUUUCCUCAGCUACGUCCUGUACGCUCUGCUGGGGACGGUCGGCCUGCUCACCCACUACCUGCUGCCUCAGGUCCGGAAGCAGCUGCCCUGGUACUGCUUCUCUCACCCGCUGCUCAAAACCAAGGAGUACUACCAGUUUGAAGUCAGAGAUGCGGCUCACGUCAUGUGGUUCGAGAAGCUUCACGUUUGGCUGCUGUUUGUGGAGAAGAACGUCCUCUAUCCGCUGGUCAUCCUCAACGAGCUGAGCGGCAGCGCCAGGGAGCUCGCCAGCCCCAAGAGGCUGGACACAGAGGUGGGCGCUCUGAUGAUCACAGUGGCGGGCCUGAAGCUGCUCCGCUCCUCCUACAGCAGUCCCACCUACCAGUACGUCACCAUCCUCUUCACCGUCCUCUUCUUCACCUUCGACUACCGCCACCUGUCGGAGACGCUGCUGCUCGACCUCUUCCUCAUGUCCAUCGUCUUCAGCAAGAUGUGGGAGCUGUUCUACAAGCUGCACUUUGUCUACACCUACAUCGCUCCCUGGCAGAUCACAUGGGGCUCGGCCUUCCACGCCUUCGCUCAGCCCUUCGCUGUGCCUCACUCCGCCAUGCUGUUCGUCCAGGCUGUCGUGUCGGCCAUCUUCUCCACUCCCCUCAACCCUUUCCUGGGCAGCGCCAUCUUCAUCACCUCCUAUGUCCGCCCCGUCAAGUUCUGGGAGAGAGACUACAACACUAAGAGAGUGGAUCACUCCAACACCCGGCUGGCCUCUCAGCUGGACAGAAACCCCGGCUCUGACGACAACAACCUGAACUCCAUCUUCUACGAGCACCUGACGCGCUCGCUGCAGCACAGCCUGUGCGGAGACCUCCUGCUGGGCCGCUGGGGGAACUUCAGCACGGGGGAUUGCUUCAUCCUGGCCUCCGACUACCUGAACGCCCUGGUUCACCUCAUCGAGAUCGGCAACGGCCUGGUGACCUUCCAGCUGCGAGGGCUGGAGUUCAGAGGAACGUACUGCCAGCAGCGGGAGGUGGAGGCCAUCACCGAAGGCGUAGAGGAGGAUGAGGGCUGCUGCUGCUGCGAGCCGGGCCAUCUCCCCCACAUCCUGUCCUUCAACGCGGCCUUCGGCCAGCGCUGGCUGGCCUGGGAGGUGCUGGUCACCAAAUACGUCCUGGAGGGCUACAGCAUCACCGACAACAGCGCCGCAUCCAUGCUGCAGGUGUUCGACCUGCGCCGCAUCCUCACCACCUACUACGUCAAGGGCAUCAUCUAUUACGUGAUCGCCUCGCCCAAACUGGAGGAGUGGCUGGCAAACGAGACCAUGAAGGACGGCCUGCGGGGAUGUGGGGAGAGGAACUACGUGGACCUGGACCCCACCUUCAACCCGAACAUCGACGAGGACUACGACCACCGGCUCGCAGGCAUCUCCAGAGACAGCUUCUGCGGAGUCUAUCUGGGCUGGAUCCAGUACUGCAACUCGAGAAGGGCCAAGCCUCUGGAGAGCGAGAAAGACUCGGCUCUGGUGCUGCUCUGCUUCGGUCUGUGUGUUCUGGGAAGACGAGCUCUGGGAACAGCAGCUCAUCACAUGUCCAGUAACCUGGAGUCGUUCCUCUAUGGGCUUCACGCGCUGUUUAAGGGAGAUUUCCGGAUCUCUUCAAUACGAGACGAGUGGAUCUUCGCAGACAUGGAGCUGCUCAGGAAGGUGGUGGUUCCCGGGAUCCGAAUGUCCCUCAAACUCCACCAGGAUCACUUCACGUCCCCCGACGAGUACGACGAGCCGGCGGUCCUGUUCGAGGCCAUCUCCUCCCACCAGCAGAACCUGGUCAUCGCGCACGAGGGCGACCCGGCCUGGAGGAGCGCCGUGCUGUCCAACGCCCCGUCGCUGCUCGCGCUGCGCCACGUCCUGGACGAAGGCACCAACGAGUACAAGAUCAUCAUGCUCAAUCGCAGAUACCUCAGCUUCAGGGUCAUCAAGGUGAAUAAAGAGUGUGUCCGAGGCCUUUGGGCAGGGCAGCAGCAGGAGCUGGUGUUCCUGAGGAACCGGAACCCGGAGCGCGGCAGCAUCCAGAACGCCAAGCAGGCUCUGCGCAACAUGAUCAACUCGUCCUGCGACCAGCCCAUCGGGUACCCCAUCUACGUCUCGCCGCUGACCACCUCCUACUGCAACUCGCACCCGCAGCUCGGACACAUCCUGGGAGGCCCCAUCAGCGUCGGCAACAUCCGCAACUUCGUGGUCAGCACCUGGCACAGGUUACGGAAAGGCUGCGGCGCCGGCUGCAACAGCGGAGGGAACAUCGAGGAUCCCGACGCCGGCGGUUUGUCGUGCGGCAGCGGGAACGGCAACGGGGGAGACUCUCAGCAGAGCUCGAUGUCGCACGGCGGCACGUCCGGACCGGCGCCGCCUCAUUCGUAUCAGCCGCACGCUCUGGGCACCAGCCAGAGCUCCCACUCCGUUCAGUCGGGCCUGGUGCGCCACUCGCCGGCCCGGGCGUCGGUGGCCAGCCAGUCCUCGUCGUACCGCUACAGCAGCAGCCGCCACUCGUCCCUGCGCACGUCCACCACGGGCCUGGAGCCGUGCCGCCGCUCCUCCACCAGCCAGCUGUCCCUGCGCACGCUGCCCACGUCGCUGCAGCUGCGGCUGGGCUCGACGACCUCCGACCCCGCCGGGCCCUCCGCCUCCCUCUCCAGCCACAGCAUCCCCCCCUGCAAGCGCCACACGCUGGUGGGCCUCCUGGGAAACGACGGCCUGUGCGGCGCCGUGACCGACCCCCUCGGCCAGCACCACCACCACCACCACUACCCGCAGCAGCACAACCCCGCCGUGUCCACCGCACGGAGGGACGACAUCUCCUACAGAGUGCAGAUCGUGGACGUGAGUCAGGUGCUGGAGAAUAUCAACCUGUCGAAGCGGAAAGAGCUGCAGUGGCCUGACGAGACGGCGCGACUGAGGGCAGGACGGACCUGCUGGAGGGAGUGGAGCCCUCUGGAGGGCAUGGAGGGACAUGUGAUUCACCGGUGGGUGCCUUGUAGCCGAGACGCAGCCAAUCGCUCCCAUAUCGACAAGACCAUCCUGCUGGUACAGGUGGACGAUAAGCUAGUGCCCAUCAUUGAGACUGGGGUCAUUGAACUGGGCGCCGAGGUUUGACCGAAAGGAAGCACACACACAUGCAGACACACACACGUGUAUACACGCGCCCGGGCCUGUGUGCAGACGAAGCCAGCGGCUCGGACAGCCAGGAAGCGGGAGCUCUCCCCCCUCCCCCGUUCCUGCUCGCUGAGGGGGAGAGGAAGCCAGGGAA